Colletotrichum truncatum is the source of this 597-nucleotide messenger RNA. Its product is annotated as DUF1649 domain protein. Lineage: Eukaryota; Fungi; Ascomycota; Sordariomycetes; Glomerellales; Glomerellaceae. Gene Ontology annotation, cellular component: phagophore assembly site. Gene Ontology annotation, biological process: autophagosome assembly; autophagy. The record is from RefSeq and is a predicted model, not a curated record.
AUGCAGCAGCAAAGCCCACCCGAGUUUAUCCUAGACGCUUUCGCGGACCCGGCCUCCGUUAGGGACGUCGUCAAAGGGAUUCUUCACACCAUCUUCUUCCACCGCUUCUUCCCCGCCGUCGUCCCUUACACCCGCGAGGUCCUCGACCUGACCCUUCCCUACGUCGACGAUGUCGAACUCGAGACCAUGAUUGAGCAGCGUGCCACGGCCCUUGUCCGCCAGCUCGAUGCGGAGCGCUCUUCUACGAACCCUGCCUCUGCGGGCGGUGGCAGCGGCGGGCGCGGGCAGUUGAACGUCCAGUUCUUCGAGAAGAAGCGCCGGAAGGCCUGGCUCAUGCGCGGCGACGAAGAGGUCUGUUGGGAGUGCUGGACGGUUAAGGUCACAGUCGCAGAGCCUAGAACGGAGACUGAGAGGGCAAAAGUCCGCAAGGCCAUGGAGCAGACACUGAUGACGACCGUCAUGAAGGUCAUCACCUUCGUGAACGCCCACAAGGACCACAUCCCCCCCAUCACCACGCAGGGGUCGAAUCCGUUCCCGUACCAAAUCAACAUCAACCAGAAAGAGAGUGGCUGGGCCACGCGGAUGGGCAUAUACUGA